Molecule: messenger RNA, 1876 nt
Organism: Alosa alosa (allis shad)
Lineage: Eukaryota; Metazoa; Chordata; Actinopteri; Clupeiformes; Clupeidae
Gene: blnk
Product: B cell linker
Exons: 25
Coding region: 39-1580 (513 amino acids)
Biological process (GO): cell surface receptor protein tyrosine kinase signaling pathway; intracellular signal transduction
Source: RefSeq, a predicted model, not a curated record
CUGUCCAUCACAGUGAGCCGUGGGGCCAGUGGAGAGCCAUGGCCCUGAGCCUGCCGAGCAGGGAGCAGUGUGAGAACUGGGACCCGACCGAGGUGGCCAGCUUCCUGAGCCAGAAUGGGAUGUGGGAAUGUGCCUCUACUGUGAGCAGAAUGAACAUGGAUGGAAGCUGGUUUCUGAAUAUCACAGACAUUGAUCUCAGCAGAUUUAGUCCUAUACACAGACCGCAACUACAGAAGAUGGUUCAGGACAUCAAAAAGAAUGAUGACAGCAUCCUCAACAGACUGAAAAGGUUUCAGAAUGAGCAAGCAGCUCUCAUUCGCAAAACUGGAAGAAGUACAUUGGACCGGAUGAAAAACAAGGCACCUCCUCGAUUACCUGACCGAGACUACAGAGAGGACAAUGGAGACGGGAAGAUCAGUUCCGGAUCAGACUUUGACAGUGACACAUAUGAGGACCCACAGGCUGAGAAUGAUGACAGCUACGAGCCACCACCAUGUGAGAGAGUUUUCAACCCCACCUCCUCCAUGUCUGUACACAGAGAGGAGUACGCAGACAGGUGUUCCAGGCGGCCGAGCCCAGCUCCUCGCAUUGCUCAGCGACAGUCGCGACCCCGACCCCCUAUUCUACCCACCAGGACCCAGUCAGAAGAGGAGGAUGAGGAUUAUGUUGAGCCAGAAGCAGCCACUGAUGAUGACUACAUUGAGCCGUCAGGAAAUUCUCUGCACCCUCCUGUGAACAGAGUUAUGAAGCCAAUGAGGCCCCAUUGUGUAGCACCACCAGAUGUAUAUGAGGUUCCGGACACAAAUGAUGGUGUCUCAAUGUCAAGGUCCAGAUCUCAACUUCAGCCUCCCUCACAGAGGAGACCCCCCAGACCCAGCCCACGACUGCAUAAGCGGAAGCCAGCACCUCCGCCCAAGCCAGAACCUGUUGAUGCUGAUGAUGAUGAUGAAGAAUAUGAGAUCUGCGAUGGAGUUGAAAAAAUGAGUGUAAAGACAGAAAAACUUGCUCCUACACCUCCCAUGCCUCUUCCAAAAACGAGGAAAAAUCUACUGGCAAAACCGAAACCACCAAGCAUUCCAGGCACCAGAGACCAUGAAGCCUCACUCCAUGGACGGCCAAGUCCACCAGAACCCCAGUCACGGUCUCCACGCAGGGAUUUCCACCUGGCCAGGUUUUCUGUACCUCAGGCAGCAACAGAGAAUGAAAGUAGAGAAUCAGAGGAGAAAGCCGGUGUUCUCAAGAAACCCUGGUAUACUACCACGUGUGACCGUAAGAUGGCUGAAAAAGCGUUGUUGCGUGCAAACAGGGACGGAGCAUACCUGGUGAGAAAGAGCUCGGGGCAUGACACACAACAGCCUUUCACCCUGGUGGUGUUCUACAACGGUCACGUCUACAACAUCCCCAUCCGCUUCCUCCCCACCUCACAGCAGUAUGCCCUGGGCAGGGAGAAGAUGGGAGAGGAGCAUUUCAGCUCCGUCUCGCACAUCAUUGAGAACCAUCAGCGCAACCCUCUGGUUUUGAUUGACAGCCAGAGCAACACCAAAGACUCCACCAAGCUGCUGCAUCCCAUCCAGGUCUGAGAGUCCUGAUGUGGGGCUUCAGCAGAGGCCGGAAGCAAUAUGGCUCUGGACGUCAGGUCUUAACUCCGAAAAGGCCAAUGUACAGAUGAACUGUGUCUGAAACUGACCAAAACUUUACUCAGUGUAUACGCAGACCAUGACUUGACUCGGAAGUAUGGAUAUACAGUAUGUAGGGAUGUUUUAAUGUACCGUGGAUGUAGUAAUACCAGGGAUGACAUGUUUAAACAGAGCACAUGUACAUUCCGUUGGACUGUUAACAUUGCUAUUAUGUUCUAUAAAUUCAAUUGGAGUUUUCA